AUGAUUCCGGACCACCUUUUCGAUGAAGGAAUUAAUAAUUCCUUAUUGCAAAAGGAUAUGGAAUGCGUAAAGAAACAUCGCGAUGUUUAUCAAAAGUCCCAAAAAGAUUACGAACGUGAACAACGUAAUAUGCUGUCGUCCCAGGACUCGGAUACUUGUGAGAUUCAUGAUCAGUUCUACCGCGAUCAUAAGCUAUUGCUGGUGCUGUUCAGAGCUCUUGCUGUUAUGCCAAUAACGCGCUCUCGACCAGGAACGAUAACAUUUAGCUGGAGGUCCAGAGCCACGGCCUACGCGAUUUGCUUUUAUAUUAUAGCCACAGUGGUUGUCCUGUUUGUUGGAUACGAAAGAGUGAUGAUAUUGAGGUCCAUUAGGAAGUUCGACGAUUAUAUAUACGCUGUGAUAUUUGUAGCAUUUCUGGUACCGCAUUUUUGGAUACCGUUUGUCGGUUGGGGGGUGGCGAACCAAGUUGCUAUUUAUAAGACCAGCUGGGGGAAAUUCCAAGUAAGAUAUUACCGCGUUACGGGAGAGAACCUUCAAUUCCCGAAUUUGAAGACAAGUAUUGUAAUAAUAAGUGUUGGAUGUCUGUUAUUAGCGGUUUGUUUUCUGCUGAGCCUUGUGGCAUUGUUGGAAGGAUUUCUAUUGCGACACACGGCGGCUUAUUUCCACAUUAUUACGAUGAUAAAUAUGAAUUGCGCACUUUGGUAUAUUAAUUGUAGGGGAAUUAAAACCGCUUCACAGAGUCUAUCGGAGUGUUUUCGACGGGAUGUGAACAUAGAAUGUACAGCGCACCUAAUAUCAAGCUAUCGUUUCUUAUGGCUGAAUUUGUCAGAGCUCCUACAAUCUCUUGGCAACGCUUACGCACGAACUUAUUCAACAUACUGCCUCUUUAUGUUUUUCAACAUAACAAUAGCGAUAUACGGUGCACUGUCAGAGAUUGUAGACCACGGAUUCGGUUUUACAUUCAAGGAAAUGGGAUUAUUCGUUGAUGCGGCUUAUUGCUCUACAUUGCUCUUCAUAUUCGCAGACUGCUCACAUAAAUCUACACUUAAGGUCGCAGCUGGUGUCCAGGACACUCUGUUGUCAAUUGACGUCUUGUCUGUGGAUAGACCUACACAAAAAGAGAUCGAUCACUUCAUUCAAGCUAUUGAGAUGAAUCCAGCCGUGGUGAGUUUGAAAGGAUACGCUGAUGUCAACCGGGAACUACUUACUUCGGCCGUCAGCAUGAUUGCCAUAUACUUGAUCGUGCUUCUACAGUUCAAGAUUUCGCUUCCGAAGGAGCCGCAGAUACAGUGA
Molecule: messenger RNA, 1293 nt
Organism: Pieris macdunnoughi
Lineage: Eukaryota; Metazoa; Arthropoda; Insecta; Lepidoptera; Pieridae
Source: the annotation of a GenBank genome assembly